AUGAGCACUCCUGAUACUCAGGUGCUCUCCAUGGGACACGAAAGUACCCAUUCAAUAAUUGCUGGCCUGGUUCUCAUGGGGGUAGCAACUCUUCUGGUCGCUGUUCGCUUCUAUACUCGACGCCAUAUUAUUAAGGCCGUGCAGUGGAGCGAUUGGACUGUGCUGGUUGCUUUGAUGCUUUCCAUGGCUUUCGUUGGGAUUUUCAUUACUGCUGUCUUAUAUGGCAUGGGAUUGCAGGAAGCAGAGAUAACCACGACUGAUUUCAACAGACAAAAGAAACUCUUUUGGGUCAGCGUCCCGUUCUAUAAUGCCGCCAUGGUAACCGCCAAGGCAUCCAUUAUCAUCCAAUAUUUCCAUGUUUUCCCAACGAAACAGAUGCGCAUUGUCUGCUGGAUGGUGAGUACCAUUCUCACCAUCUAUGGGGUAUGGUCCGUUCUGAGCGCGUUCUUGAACUGUAUCCCUGUCGCGAGCUUUUGGGACUCGAGUACUGAGGGUCACUGUCUCGACUACAAGGGGCUUUGGUACUCUAAUACGGCGCUGAAUAUCGUUACGGAUGUGGUAAUUUUGAUUAUCCCCGUUCCUGCGCUUGCGGCAUUGGAUUUAUCAUUGAGGCAGAAGGUUGGCCUGUGCUGUGUUUUUGCAGUGGGUGGUUUUGUCUGCAUUACCAGCGUCUUCCGUCUCCUUAGUGUAAUCGCACUCGUCAGCUCAAAUGGCCGUUCCUAUGAUUGCCUCGCCGUAAUGAUGUGGUCUGCCAUCGAAUGCAAUACCGGAAUCAUAUGCGCAUGUCUACCAACACUCCGUCCAGCCAUCGUUCGUCUUUGGCCUGCGCUAUCCGGACUCUUAGUCUCACGCCGUCAACGCAGUAGUUCCGAUAGCAUAACAUCUUUCUACGGCGGUAGCGAGAACAGUGCUGCCCUCUUUGGUCGCGACGUACACAUCACUACUAGGGGCGUUGAAUCUAAUCGGGGAUCUGUCGUCAAGGCCAAAUCAGGGACAGAUAGUGACCGUGGAAGUGGAAUGCAGCAGGCUCCGAAUGUUAGGAUGGUGCCGAUGCCGGGGAAUGGGUUUGCACAGGAUCUGGCGCGGAAGGGCUCCUUUUUCGAGCAGCAGCAACAGCGUCCUAGCAGUUAUGUAUGA
Molecule: messenger RNA, 1137 nt
Organism: Talaromyces stipitatus ATCC 10500
Lineage: Eukaryota; Fungi; Ascomycota; Eurotiomycetes; Eurotiales; Trichocomaceae
Product: integral membrane protein, putative
Exons: 6
Coding region: 1-1137 (378 amino acids)
Source: RefSeq, a predicted model, not a curated record